This is a messenger RNA of Saccostrea cuccullata (small rock oyster), 2345 nucleotides long. Its product is annotated as probable serine/threonine-protein kinase pats1. The transcript is spliced from 4 exons. The coding region runs from base 94 to 1911 and encodes 605 amino acids. NCBI's taxonomy places the organism in Eukaryota, Metazoa, Mollusca, Bivalvia, Ostreida, Ostreidae. The record is from RefSeq and is a predicted model, not a curated record.
UUUCAUCUAGUAAACAUACCAGAGGAAAUUUUGAAAUGGGAUUUGAAUGCCAGAGAAAGAUUUGUUGAGAGUUUCCGCCAUGGAAAAGUAGAAAUGUUCCGUGCACGUGGUAUGAUUGUGGGAUGCGCAGGCGCAGGUAAAACAACUCUUCUUAGAAAGCUUCAAAGGAAUUACCAAGAAGAUAAUCAACCUACAGAGACAACGGUCGGUCUAGAGGUCCAUGAAGAUUUGUUUGAAAUUAAAGAUGGCACGUUAUAUGAUUUCAUCGAUAGUGAGGAAAAUAUUCCUGGUCCAAGAUUUUUAUGGGACGAUGAAGAGGAAGAAAAACGAAAGGUUAUCAAAGACAUUCUCCAUCACAGCAGCCGUGGUACAAAGCUGAUUAGUAUGACAGACUUUGCAGGACAAGUGGCUUAUUACGCAUGUCACCAGGUUUACUUGUCACGGAGAGCGUUCUAUAUCGUGGUCGUUGAUAUGUCCAAGGGUCUAGAUGAAGAAGUAAGAAUUUACCACACUGAUCGCCAUAACCCUGAGGGCUCCUUGUUCCAUUCCUGGAAAUACAAAGACUAUUUUCAUUUCUGGUUGCAAUCCAUACAGACAUACUGUGAUGUUGGAGAUACACAAACAAUCCAGGAAAGCACAAAGUCAAGAUCCAGCGUUCAUCCUGUUAUAAUUGUUGCUUCUCAUGCAGAUGAAGUGAACGAGGAUUUGCAAAAAAGGUUUUACGAGGAACUGGAAAACUGCUUAUCUGAUGAACAAUCUUUGAAACACCUUAUGUCUCGAAACAGAUAUUUAAAUGUCGCAUGUCCACCGAAUAAAUUGCAACCAAAACAAGAGGACUCAAUUGAACCCCUCAGAAAAUGUAUGGUAGAAACUGUAGAAAAGAUGCCACAGUGGGGAGAGAAAAUUCCUAUGAAAUGGGCAAAUCUUGAGAAAGUCCUGAUUGGGAUGAAAAAAAAUGGCGUGAAGGUGAUUAAAGUUAAAAAACUUCUUGAAAUAGAAGAGGUGGAUUUACCUAGCGAUAAAAAUCUUAAUGAUGGCCUUCGGUUCCUACACGAAAUGGGUCAAAUCGUUUAUUUCGCGGACGAGAAAAUGAAGGAUAUUAUUAUUGUAAACGUUCAGUGGUUUGUUGAUGCCUUUAAAUACAUCAUAACUGAUGAAAAACAUCUAGCAAGAAAAGGUAGCAAAAAUCUUUUAAUUACCACGGGGAGAAUUACAGAAAACGAGCUGAAAGAGACUUGGGAAAACUCUAAAAACAAUUAUAUUGAACAUAAAGACGAGAUUUUACCAUACAUGGACAAACUAGGUUUAAUGACAGAAAUUCCGGAUGAUUCUAAGGGUAAAACCUAUUACAUCCCGAGCAUGAACAGAACUAAACUUACCGAUGAUUGUAGAUAUGUAAUCAAAAAGGGACAAAAAACAUCGAUUAUGGUAUUCCAUUUCAAAACGUACUUGCCUCAUUUUUUCUUCUUUAGGCUGGUAGUUAACUGCUUUAAGAAAUGGAAGCCACUUGAUAUGGAGUUCUUUUGUAAAAAUGCAGCAUUCUACACGGUAGAAGAUGCUAGCCAUUACAUCGCAAUUGCUGUUAACAAAACGUCCAUUCAGUUACAGGUUUUUUCUGCAGAUAAAGAUAUGAAUCUGCAGUCAGAAUGCGUCAUACAGAUCAGAGAUACGGUGGAAAGUCUAAUUAACGAAGUAACGCAAACUUUUCACAGACACAUUGAGUAUGAGAGAGGUUUUUCAUGUACAGUUAUAAACAUUACAGAUGAGGAUGACGAGUAUUUCCUGAGGGAAAGUCAAAUUGUAGAAAUAAAAUCAAUUACCGGGAAAGAAAAAAGAUCAUUUCCUAAACAUGUUCUUCGGAAUCCGCAUGAUAUAAACAAAUAUCAAAUGAUGCAAUUCUGGUUCAAAUAAAUCGUUACUUCCUUUUCACAUUCGCAAAAGUAAGAAAUACAGUGAAGAGUCUGAUUACAGAAAUAACACAAACUUUUCACAGACAAGUUGAUUAUGAGAUAGGAUUUUACUGCCUAAAAAAGAACAUUACAGUUGAGAAUCAAGAUUUUUUUUUAUUGGUGAAAAUGACGUCAUGAAAGUAGGAACAAAUUCUGGUAAAUAGCAAAGAAUUUUUCUAAAAUAUACCAUGGAUUACAUGCAUCAUUUGACAAACAAGGUAUAAUGAGAUUCUAGUUCUAAAAAGAAAUCAUUUUCAUUUUUCUUGCUAAAAUAGAGAACGUUUUGUUUAAUUUGAUAAAAAUCCUGCUAAUGUUCAAGAAACAUUUCUUUUAUAUUUUUUUGCUGUGUAAACUUAUAUGCAUUUAUUUAGAAUUAUUAUUUCACCUAAGAUUUCA